AUGAUUCAUUAUAACUCUAUUUACUCCCCCUAUUUUGACACAAAUGCUGCUGAACAUAGGGACUUGCAUAUUUCCUUAUCUCGCUUAAGAUACUUGAAGGUGAAAAUGCAAGAACACUUGAAGCGGACAGUGCAAGAUGAUUCAAAUGAUUCAAAUGAUGAUUCAGAUCGUGAUAUUAAUUUUGAGACUGGAAUUUUUGUUUAUACAUCAAUCCCCGUGUUUUUGGUGGGUCUCAACAUUGGUUCACGGGAGGCUGCUCAAUUGGUUGCGUUGGAUACUGGUAGUAAUCUGUUUUGGGUUCCUUGCAAACCUGGUAUAGGCGGCAGUAGGACAUUCUAUGGAAACUAUUGGCCUGGGGAGUUUUCAACAUAUUCUGCUAAUAUGAGAAAAGAUAGCUACAUAGACAAGUUCAAUGGUGUCUUGGGGCUUGGUCCUUCAGGAAUCUCAUUAGCUUCACAACUGGAUAGUAGUGAGUUCUCUUAUUGUAUUGGAAAUUUAAGCGAUCUAUUUGAUGAAAAAAAUGUACUGAUCGUAGGGAAAAAGUCCGGAGGAGUUGAAAACUCAACUCCUCUUAUUAUUAGGGAGUUCCAUUACUAUGUAAAUCUUGAAAGCAUUAGCUUUGGGGGUAGGAUGCUCGGCAUUGACAAAAAGAAUUUGAGAAUGGAUAAUUUUAAAAAUGUUGGGGGUGCAAUUAUUGAUUUAGGUUCAAGUUUGAGUUUCCUUCAAGAUAUUGCAUACGAGAAAGUUGAACAAGGCAAUUGUUGA
Coffea arabica (coffee) is the source of this 765-nucleotide messenger RNA. RefSeq names its product aspartic proteinase nepenthesin-2-like. Gene Ontology annotation, cellular component: extracellular region. Lineage: Eukaryota; Viridiplantae; Streptophyta; Magnoliopsida; Gentianales; Rubiaceae. The record is from RefSeq and is a predicted model, not a curated record.